This is a messenger RNA of Sipha flava (yellow sugarcane aphid), 550 nucleotides long. RefSeq names its product tail-anchored protein insertion receptor WRB-like. The record is from RefSeq and is a predicted model, not a curated record. Bases 1 to 495 code for a protein of 164 amino acids. Gene Ontology annotation, biological process: tail-anchored membrane protein insertion into ER membrane. NCBI's taxonomy places the organism in Eukaryota, Metazoa, Arthropoda, Insecta, Hemiptera, Aphididae. The transcript has 4 exons.
AUGCGAUUGCUGAUUUUAUCAAUUAUUUUUAGUUUUGGUAAUAUGUUAUCUUUUAAAUUUCUUCUAAAGUUAGUUUCAUGGUUCCUGGAUAACAAUAUAGAAGACCGUAAAAUAAGAGAUAAAAUAGUGCAUUUAAAAAAUGAACAAUCAAAAAUUUCUAUUGUAAAAGAGUUUGCUAAACAUGCAAAGUUGCAGCGACAAAUAAAUAAAUCAAAUGACCAAUUGAAAAAUAAAAUCCGAGAAAAUGCGUCUAAAAAUUUUAAACUGAAAUUUAUUUGCAAAUUAUCAUUAUAUAUUUUCUCUGCAAUUGUAAAUUUCAUAUUUGUUUAUUAUAAUUAUCAUCAAACUGUCCUGAACAAUCUACCUUCUAAUUGGUUUUCACCAUUAUCGUGGUUAGUUAGUUGGCCAUCGUCUCAAGUUGAUACAAUGGGUUUUAUUUUUUGGUAUAGUAUCACCAACUAUGUUGCUAAAGUUACCACUAAUAAUUUAUUAUAAGAAAUAAACAUUUGUAUAUAUAUUGAAUUAUUGAUGUUAAAAAAUCUGUAGAUAA